AUGGCAUCAUCGUCAGGUGGCGCCGCCGCCGACCUUGAGAUCAAGAGCGAGACGGCGUGCUUCGGGGGUAGGUUGCUCAAGUGCGUGCACCAGUCGAAGGCCACCAAGACUCAGAUGACCUUCACCGUGUUUCUCCCCCCCGCGGCGGCAUCCAGCGCUGUGCCGGUGCUCUACUACCUUAGCGGUCUUACCUGCACCGACGACAACUUCAUCCAAAAGGCUGGGGCACAGCGGAUCGCAGCCCUCAGGGGGGUAGCACUUGUCGCCCCGGACACGAGCCCGCGGGGCGCCGGAGUUGCUGGAGAGGAUGAAGGCUGGGACUUCGGCACGGGGGCUGGGUUCUACGUGGACGCGACGGAAGCGGGCUGGAAAGAGAACUACCGCAUGUACGCGUACGUGACGGAGGAGCUCCCGGCGGCCGUCGCCGCCAGCUUCCCGGCGGUGGACACGUCCAAAGCCUCCGUGUGCGGGCACUCGAUGGGCGGCCACGGCGCCCUCGUAGUGGCGUUCCGAAACCCCGACAAGUAUCGCAGCGUGUCGGCCUUUUCGGCGAUCUGCAACCCAGUCGAGUGCCCCUGGGGCAAGAAGGCAUUCUCCGGGUACCUCGGCAAGGACGAGGCCGCGUGGAAGGAGUACGAUGCGACGGAGCUGAUGCGCCGGGAUGGCCCGUUCCCGAGCCUCGGCAAGAUCCUUCUCGACCAAGGAUCCGCAGACAACUUCCUCACAGCCGGCCAGCUUAUCCCUGAGGCCCUGGUGAAAGCCUGCGAAGACAAGGGACAGCCGUGCGAGAUGCGGAUGCAGGACGGGUAUGACCACAGCUACUUCUUCAUCAGCAGCUUCAUCGAGGAUCACGUGAGCAUGCACGCCGACCGUCUCUUGGCAUGAGGGAAUGAAAACACACAAU
Ectocarpus siliculosus is the source of this 904-nucleotide messenger RNA. The record is from the annotation of a GenBank genome assembly. NCBI's taxonomy places the organism in Eukaryota, Phaeophyceae, Ectocarpales, Ectocarpaceae.